Molecule: messenger RNA, 4677 nt
Organism: Clunio marinus
Lineage: Eukaryota; Metazoa; Arthropoda; Insecta; Diptera; Chironomidae
Source: the annotation of a GenBank genome assembly
AUGAACGACGAAGAUCUAGAGCCUCGAUUCAUAGGAAUUGUAAAAGAAUUUGAUAUAUUUGGUGCAGAAACAAUCGUUACAGGCGGUGAUAACAUCAAAUACAUUACAGCUGAAUUUAAUGGUGAAAAGUUAACAAUUUCAACAACUCCUGAAUUUGCACUCUAUGAGUAUGAACAAACAUCACAGAGGCUGAUUUUAGUGCUUCAAUUCACAUGCAGAAAUGGCCCAUCAAGAACCAUAUUCUUCAAUCAAAUCAUCAAAGCUGUCAACAACUUUAAACCUGAAUUUUCUGAAUCAAAUUAUGAAAUUAUGAUUCCAACUCCUUUACCGCAAGGAAUUGAUAUAACAAUGUGUUUAAUGGGUGUGGAAAUCACCGCCAUCGACCAAGAUCUAUAUUUGAACAAUUUGACGUUUUCACUAUCAGAAACCGAAUUGUUUAGAGUUGAAACAGUUGAAGAAGGGCGCACAUAUCGAGCAAAGCUUAUCACUACACAACAAAUUACGCGUGUUGAUGAAGAUAUCGAGUUUAGCUUAACAGCCACGGAUUCAUUUCCUGAUGCCAGCUCUACUGUCGUGGGCGUGAAGAUUUUAUCCAAUCCUGAUAUAGUAACAGUCGCUCCAGUUCAAUUUACAAGCCCAAUUUAUCUUGGAAAUAUAAACAAUAUACAAGGAAAUGAAAGUCUUUAUGUUGAAGCUAUCGCAAUGAAUGAAACUUCCUAUGACGAAAAUGUUCUUUUUGAUAUCUUAGAUGAUUAUUCUGGAACUUUUGCCAUCACAAAUGAUGGACCAAACUUAUCAAUUAAUAUUACAAAAGCUUUAACUAUUGAUAUUCUGAGAAAGCAAAGCAUUUUCAUCAUAAUUCGUGCAUCGAGGCAAGCAGAUAGUAAAGAUUUUGCCACGAUUCUACUUGACAUUGAAUCAGCUGAACAGCGCAUGCCCGUGUUUGAAGAAAAUGUGUACGAAGGUGUUUUGUACGAGACAAAUCUUAACUUAGUUUUGGAAGAUUUUAUUCUUCAACGUGAAACAUAUUCGGAUGAUGUAAUGUACGAGAUUAGUGGCGAAGAUGCGGAUUUUUUUGAUAUCGAAGUCAACGAACAUAUUGUCAAAAUUUUCCUCAAAGAAAAUGUUGAUUUAAUGGAAAAAGAAUUUUUAAGAUUUUUUGUAGUUGCUUCUAAAGACACAAUUGGAUCAACGUCAGCUCGAGCAAUUAUUAGAACAAUCCCAAACGUCAUCAUGUCACCAAGUUUUGAGAAAGUUCUGUAUAAGGGAAGUUUGAUAGGAGAAACUUUGUUAAUUGAGACAAUCAAAUUCACGGAAGAGAUUUUAUCAUCUGAAAUUACUUUGAAACUUGAAGGCGAAGAUCAAGAUUACUUCAAUGUGGAGAUAAUUAACAACGAAGUUAUCAUCACCCUUAAUCAGACACCUGUCGGAAAAAAUCUUCUAUCAGUUGUUUUAUCAGCAUCAACAUCAGAAGGCAGUUUGGAUUCGAAAGCAUUUCUUUCAGUUGUCAUUGAACAAGAACUUGUCGCAGCAUCAAGUGAAGGACUUUUGUCAGCAUCUGCAAAUAUUAUAAUUGCAGUUCAGCAUCCAUCAGUCUCAACAAUAUCUUUUGAAAAAUCUUUUUAUGUUGGAUCUAUUGAUAAUGAAAAGGUUCUCAAUCUAGAAAGAAUACUUCUGUUAUCUUCGGAGAUCAUUACAAGUGUUGAACUUAAGGGAACAGAUUCAAGUUACUUCACACCAUUAUUGAGUGAGAAUAUCGUUAUGAUAAGCAUGCAGCAAGAUAUUCCUGAAGAUAUUCUUCUUGAGAAAAACGUUCUCAUAUUUACUAUUGCAGCUGCAACAUCUGCUAAUGAUAGUUUCGUCACUGCAAAUAUUAUAAUAACACUUCCACGAAUUACUGACGAUAAAAUUCUUCGAUUUGAAAACUCUGUCCACAUAGGAUAUUACAAUUCAAUUUCAUCAAUCAUAGAAAUCGAUGACAUUGUUCUUGAACUCAACAACUACGAUGAAGCAGUUAGCUUCAAAGUUGACCGACAAGAUUUUGAAUUGUUUGACAUCGAAAUAAAUUCUAAUGUCGUGAGUUUGAAGCUUAAGUCAGAUUUUAAUGAAGAAUCAUUGCGUAAUAAAGUUUUUUUGACGGUAUACAUAAUCGCUGAAAGAACAGGCUAUGCAAGUGCUGAAACUGUUGUUUUCAUUCAGCUGCCCGUGCAAUGUGAGGAAGUUGAGUUAAUUUCGUUUGAAAAAAAUAUUUAUCGUGGAGCGGUCAACUUUAAUGGCGUUUUAAACAUUGAAAAUAUUCAUUUACUGCCAGAUGGCGACGAUCAAAAUAUUAUUUUAUCACUUAAAGGUGAUGACGCUGAAAAGUUUUCUUAUGAACGAAAUGAAGAAGUAAUUCAGUUGAAACUUGAUCCAUUGGAAGUUGCUGAUCGUCAGCAUCCUUUCUACUUCUAUAUCGAGGCCUUCAAACUUGGCACAAUUAUGACUCAUACUUCAAUUCUUGUUGACAUAAUUGAUAAGAAACUACUUGAGUUCGAUGAACCGAUGUACGUUGGACAUAUCAAUGAGAAUUUGAAAUUGAAACUUGAUUCAAUUUUAUUAAAUGACGACUUACAAUCGGAUGGUUUAACAUUUAUCCUUAAGGAUGGAGAUGCAGAAUGGUUUGACGUCACAAAACUAGGAAAUGAAAUCAACAUUACGAGUAAUGACAACAUCAACGAUGUGAACAUAAGAAACAAACAAUUUUUAUGGUUCUACUUGGAAGCUUUGGGGAAUGAAUUUUACUCUGCGACGACAUUAAUUCUUAUUAAUGUUCCUCGUUGGAUGUCGAUACCAAUUGAAGAAUGUUAUGAGAAUUUAGAUCCUUCUCAGCCUGUUUUUGAAUUUGGGUCUUACUUCUUUACAAUUGCAUCAGAUUACAUUGGAAAUGUCGACAGAGUCAAAGCUAUGAUGAAUGAAUCUGGAACAAUUCAAUAUUCACUGAAUGUUCAAGAUGAUUAUUUAAAUCAGAGAAUUGAAAUUAAUUCAGAUAGCGGAUAUUUGAUAGUUCACUCCGAAUUACCUCCAAAUGUUUACAGAUUUGUAAUUGAAGCAAGGAACAUAGAAAAUCAGAAAUUUGCAGAAGCAAAAAUCACUUUGCAUGUGAUAGAAUCGAGAGAAUGUACUGAAGAUUUAGUGACAACUGUGGAGAAGAGUUUAGCUAUUGAAAUGCUUGAAGAAAAUGAAAUUUACGAUACGAUAAUGCCAGCAAAAAUUGGCGAUUGCACUUACAGAAUAAUGAGUGUGACACCUUCACAAUACAUGGAAAUCUUUACUAUCGACACGGAAACAAAUUUCUUGAAGAAUGUCGAGCCUUUUGAUAGAGAAGCUGAACUUUUCAGUGGUCACAGCACACCCCAAAUUCAAAUUCGAAUGAACCUCGAGUGUGACACAUCGACAAACUCUGCACUUGAUGCUCAAAUUGUUACAGCUUUUGUGAAUGAACUCUCUUCUGAUGAAAUUAUUUACUCACGAACUGUCACGUAUUUAAACAUCAUUAUUGUUGAUCAAAAUGACAACAAACCAGUUUUCACAUAUCCAUCGGAAGAGAAUUACAGAAUUGGUUUUCCCACAGAAGAAUUGUCUGAAAUGUUGAUGGUGCAACACUUGAUGAAAGUUCAGAGUGUGGAUUUGGAUUCGGGUUUAAAUGCUGUUAUUCGUUACUCAUUGGAAAGCAACGAUCAUUUCAUCAUAAAUCCCCAAUCAGGAACAAUUUAUCCUCUGAAGAAUUGCAUGAAUGAUAUUGACAUAUUUGAGCUUAUUGUUGAAGCAACAGAUCUUGAUGGAGCUACAGGUGGCAACGAUGAAUCAACGACAAUAACGAUCACGAAAGUUGAAAGUGAUAACCUUGUUCUGCUUUCUCUCGAAAAUAUAUCAAUAGAAAGUAUUGAAAGCUUCAUAAAUGAAUUGUCAGAUGAGUCUGGUAUUGAUAUAAGAGUAAUCAAUGCGUUUGUUUCAUCGAAAGAUGAAGAAAAGAGUGAAGGAAGACAAUUUGUGACGUUUACGUCAAAAGUUGCUGUGAUAGUUUAUUGUUUCGGAAAUGACCUUUUAUUAAUGAAGGCAGAUGAUGUUAUUAAAAGUAUUUCAAGUGCUAAUGUUAGCAACGUGUUCUCGUUGAUAACAUAUGAUGAAAGCACUUACAGGAUGUUAGAUUGCAGUUUAACGGGUUUGAUAAUAGCGACGUCGGUUCUAGGAGGUUUACUUUUGCUGUUAAUAAUUGCAACGCCUCUCAUUUGGUUCUUCGUUCUACGUAAUAAGACUAACUAUGUGGCAAGAAAAACCUCUGAAUUAUCAUUCACGAACAUGAAUGAAGAUGAAGAACAUGGAAGAACGUUGCCUGUGGUAAAUGUUGAUGAUUUCAGGGAUGUCUCAAAAGUCACAUUAAAAGAUGCAGAAAUCCUUGGUAUUGAAAUUAAAGGUGCUACAAAUGAAAGUUCUUCCGACUUUGUGGCAACAGAAGAUUCUCCUAAUCAGUCAAAUGAUGUCGAGUCAGAAUCGAAAAUUGAUCGGAAGAAAUCUGGAGUAAAAUUUAAUGAACUGGUUGAACGAAUCGAAGUGAUUACAGAUGAUGAUAUUAAUAAGUCAAACAAUCAAUGAGAAAAUUAUGGUCUAGUUACUAUUUUUAUUGAUUAAAUAAGUUUU